Molecule: messenger RNA, 794 nt
Organism: Sceloporus undulatus (fence lizard)
Lineage: Eukaryota; Metazoa; Chordata; Lepidosauria; Squamata; Phrynosomatidae
Product: 60S ribosomal protein L17-like
Biological process (GO): cytoplasmic translation
Cellular component (GO): ribosome; cytosolic large ribosomal subunit
Molecular function (GO): structural constituent of ribosome
Source: RefSeq, a predicted model, not a curated record
AUGUCUAAUUUUCUCAGACACCUCUACCUGGUUCUUAAGACACUCGAUCAGGCAUUCAGGAACCUGUCAGCUCAGAGAGAUGUUACUAAUGUGGAGCGGCAGGUGUCGUCUCUACACCUCAUUGUCCAGAGCUUUGCUGCUGACAUUGGCACUGCAGCCACUCUCCUCCUUUUCUUCAUUCCUUCUCUUCUUCCUUUCUGGGUGGUAGGGAAUUUUCCUUGGUGGUGGCUGGAUGCAUUGAAAGUGGUCUGCUACUCACUUGAUACAGAGAAUCCCACAAAGUUAUGCAAAUCAAGGAGUUCCAACCUUCAUGUCCACUUCAAGAAUACACGUGAGACUGCCCAGGCGAUCAAGGGUAUGCAUAUCCAGAAAGCUACCAAAUACUUGAAGGAUGUGACUCUGAAGGAGCAGUGUGUUCCCUUCUUUCAUUACAAUGGUGGGGUUGGCAGGUGUGCCCAGGCCAAGCAAUGGGGCUGGACACAGGGGUGCUGGCCAAAAAAGAGUGCAGAGUUCCUUCUGCACAUGCUCAGAAAUGCUGAGAGCAAUGCUGAGCUCAAGGAUCUGGAUGUAGAUUCUCUGGUAAUUGAACACAUUCAGGUCAGCAAAGCCCCCAAAAUGUGCAGGCGAACAUACAGGGCUCAUGGCCGCAUCAGUCCCUAUAUGAGUUCUCCCUGCCACAUUGAGAUGAUUCUGACAGAAAAAGAACAGAUUGUCCCUAAGCCAGAAGAGAAAGUUGCUCAGAAGAAGAAGAUAUCUCAAAAGAAACAAAAGAAGAGAAACUGAUGGCUCAGGAA